Erythranthe guttata (spotted monkey flower) is the source of this 1298-nucleotide messenger RNA. NCBI's taxonomy places the organism in Eukaryota, Viridiplantae, Streptophyta, Magnoliopsida, Lamiales, Phrymaceae. The record is from RefSeq and is a predicted model, not a curated record.
AAUUUUGAAUAACAGGCUUAUUAAACAAGAUCGGAUUCUUAUUAAUUACAAUUUUUUGAAUAUUUAUUCUAGGUUAUAAAGUAAUGGAUUGGAAUAAUCUUCCUCAAGACCUCGUGGAUUUGAUACUAUCGAAGGUGUUUGCUAAAGACAGACAUAAUUUCAGCCUAGUGUGUCGAUCCUGGAACACAGUUGUCGCAGCUUCACCGUUUCGUCAUUCCCCGUGUUUAAUGUUCAAUCAAAGGAAGAAAAAGCAUGUCUGGAAAUUAUCUCAGAACAACAAUUUCUUCUACAUGGAAUUUCCCCAACUCCAAGGCGGAACAAUACGCUUCGCUAAUCAUGGGUGGUUGUUGAUAUCUCGAGGUGAUGACGAAACUCUUUUUUUCUACCAUCCUUUCAACCACCAUAUGAUUGAAGUGCCCUCACCUAGCGAUUCGAAUUGUGCCGGCUACACUACCAUCUGCUUCUUUCACCCACCGACUUCUCCAGACUGUUUUGUUGUCGGAAUCGUCACCCAAUUAGACCAGUGGUCCGAUACAGUGGAUAUAGGGGUUCUUAAACACGGAGAAGAUAAGUGGGAAAAUUGUACUUACCAAUCUCAAAUAUUUCAGUCGUCCAUCGGUCCUCCGAUUUUGCAUGGUGGUUUAGUGUACUUCUUGGAUACUGAUGGAGAUGUGGCAACGUUUGAUAUAAGGGAACAUGGCUCGCUAUCUUCGUGGAAAGUCUUCCCCGAUUGUCUCCCCAAGUGUCUCCCUGAGUGUCUUGAGAAACAUUGGAGUCGUAAAUGUAUUAAAGAGCAUUAUUUCAUUAAACCUAAAGGCGAGGAAACAAUCUUUGCUGUAUUUGCCGUGCACGGGGAAAGAGAGGUCAAAGUAUAUAGUCUCUCAGAGACGUUUUCAUGGGAAUUGGUUGAAGACUUAGUAUUUUACGUGAGCAACAGUUGUUCUUUCGGUUAUACAACUGAUGUGAGAAGCAAAAGCACGUUUUCAUGGGAAUUGGUUGAAGACUUAGGGGACAGAGUAUUUUACGUGAGCAACAGUUGUUCUUUCGGUUAUACAACUGAUGUGAGAAGCAAAAGCAUGAAGAACAAGAUUUUUUUCCCUAAAUUCCAUGGCGAUAAUGUUGUUUAUUACUCUCUGGAUACACAUAAGUAUCAUUCUUUCGAAGGUGGUUAUUCAUGCAACAAUCCGCAUGGUCUCAAGAAGUUGAACUUUGCAACUUGGAUUAUGCCCGGAUCAACCGAUACAGAACUUCCAAAAGAAUCACUCGAAUGGUGUCCGAAAUUAAUUAGUGAAUCUUAG